AAUGGCAAAUUAUAAUGAAGUAGAGAAAACUGAAAGUAAAUUAAAUUUCAUGAUAUAAAUUAAAUAUUGUUUAAUAAUAAUAUAAAAUAAGACAAAACAAACUACAAUGAGCCAUUCCGCACUGGCCAGCUUGACAGCGCAAUACACGGACUCGGAAAACGAAGGCGAUGCCAGUCCAGACUCCGAAAAUUCAACAGCAUCGCAGGUUAUUAUACCAAAGCAGGCAACACCGACACCCGCAACGCCUGUCAAGCAAGAACAGGAGCCGGAGAAGAAACACAAGAAAAAGAAACGUGCUAAGAAAUUGCGUCGCUUGGUCAGCUACCAGGAUGAUACGUUAAUCUCUGACGAAGAAGAGGAUCGUGCGCAAGAGUCCUCGAGCGAAGAGGAUUCCUCCAGCGACAGUGCCAACUCGCAGCCGGAUAACGAACAGCAUGAAAAUGGCAAAGAUAAAAGCAAUGCUAAAGGAGAUGGCAACACUGACACGCCCAUGCAACUGGACGAUGAUGAUUCCAAUACAUACAACGCAGAGGAUCGCACGGCGGAGAGUUACGAGAAGGAUCCGAAAUACGCCAAAUAUAAAUUUCAGUUGCCGCCAGAGCCAAAGGGCCAGCCGCCAGCCGAGCUGGUGGCAAAGAUCACGAAAAUGUAUACGAAGAUGAGGCAAACGAAUAUGGAUAUGAAUCGUGUUAUUCAGGAUCGUAAGGAGUUUCGUAAUCCGAGCAUUUAUGAGAAGCUGAUCAGUUUUUGUGACAUCAAUGAAUUCGGCACCAAUUAUCCACCCGAAAUCUACGAUCCACUGCAGUGGGGCGAGGAGAGUUACUAUGAAGCGUUGUCGGCGGUGCAAAAAACUGAGAUGCUUAAGCGGCAAAAGGAUCGCAAGGAUAUGGACAAAGUGGAGCAGGCGACGGCGUUGGCCCGCAAAGUGGAGGAGGAGGCAAAGAAGCGCAAAUCGAAGUGGGACCAGCCGGCCGCAAAAGCAACGUUACCUGCAUUGACCACGACCGUGACUGGCACGAAGGGCACAGUUAUUUCAGCAUUCGGUUCGUUGCCCAAAAAGCCUGCAAUCUAGGUUAAUCAAAAAUAAUUAAAUAAAUAUCUAAUAAUU
This is a messenger RNA of Drosophila hydei, 1108 nucleotides long. Its product is annotated as SAP30-binding protein. The record is from RefSeq and is a predicted model, not a curated record. Gene Ontology annotation, cellular component: nucleus. The transcript is spliced from 3 exons. Gene Ontology annotation, biological process: regulation of DNA-templated transcription. NCBI's taxonomy places the organism in Eukaryota, Metazoa, Arthropoda, Insecta, Diptera, Drosophilidae. Bases 107 to 1072 code for a protein of 321 amino acids.